Molecule: messenger RNA, 1396 nt
Organism: Chenopodium quinoa (quinoa)
Lineage: Eukaryota; Viridiplantae; Streptophyta; Magnoliopsida; Caryophyllales; Amaranthaceae
Product: prohibitin-1, mitochondrial-like
Exons: 6
Coding region: 183-1061 (292 amino acids)
Biological process (GO): mitochondrion organization
Cellular component (GO): mitochondrion; membrane
Source: RefSeq, a predicted model, not a curated record
UUGUCGAGUCUAUCUUGUUGGAAAAGAAAAGUAAAAAAGGAAAAUGAAAAAAUAGAAGCGAGUAGGUACAUUAACAUUACGAUCCAACCUUGUAAAACCCUAAACCUCGAUUACAGGCUUCCCACUCGCCCACAUCUCUCUUUUCUCUCUCACUCAAUCGCAGGCGCCAUCCAAGUUGAAAAAUGAAUUUCCAAAAUGUUAAGGUUCCCAAGAUGCCUGGCGGUGGUGGUGCAGCGUCUGCUCUAAUUAAGGUCGGAGUUGUCGGUGCUGUUGGCCUUGGACUCUAUGGAAUCACUCAUAGUAUGUACAAUGUUGAAGGUGGUCAUCGUGCUAUUGUCUUCAACCGCAUCUCUGGUAUCAAGAACAAGGUUUACCCUGAAGGAACACAUCUCAUGAUUCCAUGGCUCGAAAGACCAAUCAUUUAUGAUGUUCGUGCACGACCUCACCUAGUAGAAAGUACAUCUGGAAGUCGCGAUCUCCAAAUGGUCAAGAUCGGUCUUCGAGUUCUUACUCGCCCUGUACCAGAUACUUUGCCAACAAUUUACCGUACACUUGGUGAAAAUUACAGUGAAAGAGUCUUGCCAUCCAUAGUCCAUGAGACCCUGAAAUCCGUGGUUGCCCAAUACAACGCAAGUCAGUUACUUACUCAACGUGAGGCUGUUAGUAGGGAAAUUCGAAAAAUAUUGACAGAAAGAGCUGCAAACUUCAACAUUGCAUUGGAUGAUGUGUCUAUCACCACUCUUAACUUCGGUAGAGAGUUCACUGCUGCAAUUGAAGCAAAGCAGGUAGCUGCACAAGAAGCUGAAAGAGCCAAGUUCAUUGUGGAGAAGGCUGAGCAAGACAAGAAAAGUGCUAUUAUCAGAGCACAGGGAGAAGCCAAGAGUGCUCAACUUAUUGGUCAAGCUAUUGCCAACAACCCAGCUUUCAUCACUUUGAGGAGAAUCGAAGCUGCCAGGGAAAUUGCUCAUAUAAUCUCUAAUUCAUCAAACAAGGUGAUGUUGAGUUCAGAUGAUCUUCUGCUCAAUCUUGGGGAUAUGACACCAGAGGCACCUAAGAAGUAAACACCUGGUCUGCGGUGGAAUUGUGCAGCAGCUGGGUUUGGAAGGAUUUAAUGGAAAGUCAAAGAAGUUUUAGUUAUUGAGGAACUUCUGUAAAUGUCAGGCCUUGACGAUACUCAGAUGGUUAUUGUUUAUCAAACCCUUUGACUGAUCAUCGCCUUCAAUUUAAGUGAAUUUUGCCUCAAUGCUUACAGAAUAAGCAGCCACUCUCGUAAUGAAACUUGAGAUCUUUAUUUUGGUGGUCAUGUAAUGGAUGUUGAUAGUGAUCUUUGAAUUAGAAAUUGCUUGUUAGAAUACAGCAGCGUUUUUCCUGGAUUUUAUUCUAGUGUUUAUUCAAA